CUUUCUUUUCAGGAAUGCCAAUCUUUGAGAGAAGAUAAUAAAAAAUUACAAAACGCAUUGACGUUAAAUCAAGUGCCACACGUCCAAGUGAUCGACAAUGUUUUUCUUCAAACUCAAAUUGAAACACUUCAUUGGCAACUUAAACAGAUCGAAUCAAAUAAACAAAUGUAUCGAUCAUUGAUGGAAGAAGUGGCACGUUUUUUGGACCGAGCCCACAAGAGCCUGAUUAUUCUUCACGAGAAGAACAAUUCCAAGGACAAAAGUAAUGCUCGUGUACCACGUAGUAGAAGCGUUCAUGCAGUCGAUACAACCGAUUGUUCACCUAAUCGUGGCAAUUCAACAACGUCAUCGUCGUCAUCUGGUUCAUCGUCAGCAUCAUCUCGUUUUACUCGAGCAAAAUCGGUCAAUCAGAUUUCAGGUGGUUCAGCGUUUCGUGAAUUCACAUGGUCCGUUUUACGUCGUAAUCAAAAUUCAAAUUUCGAUAAUAACGGACAACAAUGUGAACAAUCCUAUCAUGAUGAGAAAAAAACAAUGGCGGACGAUGUAUCAUAUAUGAAACCUAAACAAAUGGAAUUAAAUCCUGAUGACGUACCACCGGAAAAAUUGUCUCAAGAAGCAUUUAGGUUAAUGAGAACUGUACAAUCAUUGUUAUCAAUGAGAGAACCAGAUUUAUCAAGAGUAUCACCAUACGAUGACAGUGGAAUAUCACCAUCACCAACUAAUAAUCAUUAUCAUAAUCAUCAUCAUCAAUAUCAUCAUCAUCAUCAUCAUCAUCGUCACGACAGUUCAAUGUCACAAGGAGACAAUUUUAUGAACACGUCUAUUGUACAAGACGACAAUUAUGAUGAUAGUAAUAGAUGUAUCGAUGAAAAUGAACGUGAACUUAUUAAUAAUGAAACUAAUUGUUUGGAAUAUCAAAAUCGAGAUAAUUGUCAAUCGAAAUUAUUAUCAUCGUCAUCAUCGUCAAGUAAUACGGAUGUUAAUCGUAAUAUACAAAAUUUAUUACCAGGUGUUAGAACAUCUGUAGAUGCAUCUUCGUAUAAUUCUGCUAGUAGUAGUAAUAAAACAAUGGAAGAUGAUGAACAACAAAUAAUUGUUUCCAAUCGUGAUAAUACAAUUGAUAAUAAUACCCGUAAUGAACAACGUAUUUGUAAUACUGUAAACAAUACGUCAACGCCAUUAAACAAAUGUCAAAAACGUAUUGAUAAAAAAGGAAUGAACAAUAAUAAUAAUGGUGGUGGUGGUGGUAUUAAUGAUCUCAUGGUUAGAGCUGUUAGAGCUAAAUUGGCAAACAGCGUUAGUAGUGCUGACGAUGAAAGUGGAUUUUCAUCUAUGAGCUCAUUUCAAGAAGUUGGUUUACCAACUUCACCUGUAUCACCUAUCAAAGGUUGUCACACGGAAGUUGGUUUACCUGAGAUUCCCAUUGAUAAAGUUGCACAUAGACGAUGGUCUUCUAAUCCAACCGAAAUACAAGCACUUAUUAAACGACACAGUGCUACCAAUUUUACGACCAAUCAAACCAAUAACGAAUCUUUAAGCGUUUGGGUUUAAAUUUAAUAUUACUUUAUUGUAGAAUUAAUUAUAUUACUUUUUAAGUGUACAAUUUGUUUAGUUUUUCUUUUUUUUUUUUUCUGUUCGUUUAAGUCUUGAUGUUAUUAAUCUCGUCUUGUUUAAGAGAAAGAGAGAGAUAGAGAGACUAUUUCUUCCAAUAACAAGUGAUUUACAAUUAUUUAUAUUUAUAUAAGAUUUAAUUAUUAUAUGUUAACAUUUUGUCUAAUUAAUUAUGUCCUACUAGAUUGUUUUCAUUAAACAACAACAACAAAAAGAGAUCUGAAUCUUAUCUCUUUUUUUCUUAUUUCUUUAUACAUAUACAUAUAUUUUUGUAAAUAUAAUUUGUCUUCUUUUUCUUUUUUUUUAAUUAUAGUAUUAGAUUGUCAAGUAUGAAAUGGGGCAAAAUCGAAUUCAAUUAUAUGCAUUUUUUGUCCCAUUUCAUAAUUGACAACCUAAUUGAUAUACGUAAGCACCACACAUGUGUGAAAUCUCGACUCUACACAUAAACAGUCUCUCUAAUAAUUCAUAAUUUGUUUAUUGUUUAUUAAAAAAAAAAUGCUACUUUGACUGCCACAAGCUAAAAUCGUACAAGUAUAUUAUCUAAUUAUUAUGGUGUUUUAAUACAAUA
Polistes dominula (European paper wasp) is the source of this 2179-nucleotide messenger RNA. RefSeq lists its product as uncharacterized. Lineage: Eukaryota; Metazoa; Arthropoda; Insecta; Hymenoptera; Vespidae. The record is from RefSeq and is a predicted model, not a curated record.